GGAUGCUUGUUUUGUGGGUAACUAAAAAAGGAACGCGAACCUUCUUUUAACGCACUCCCACCGACAAAUUGCGUGCCUGUCGCUCCCCAACUCACUAUCCUAUCUUCUCCUUCCCGCGCGACGCCUCGGCGCACGACCGACGACCGUAGCGACCGCAACACCGAGCUCGCGAGCAGGCCAGACGACUUCGUCGCCAUGGGCACGGAUGGGAGGGGCGCUUGGCCUGGUAGUAGCGAGAACCAGGAGCGGAGGUUCGAUGGCGCAGGGGGCGGGGAAAUCGGCGGAGGCGGGGGGGAGUUCGGCGGAGGCUUCGAGGAUGGCGAGGGGGCGGCGGACGGCGACCAGCGGACACCGGCGCGGGGAGAGGCCGGCGGAGGGGAAUUGCAAGGGGAGGCGCGCGGAGAGGGGCAGGCGCAAGGAGGGGCGGGGGGCGGGGAGAAGGGGGAGGAUGUGGGGAAGGAGCAAGCGGCGAGCGGCGCUUACUGCGCGCGAGAAGCGAGUCUGCACGCGGAGGAGGCGGCUGGCAGCCUGACAUUCAUCUGCUGCCGAAACGAUGGGGUGGAUGAACACAUGAUAUGGCUGGUGGGGUUGAAGAACAUUUUUUCUCGCCAGCUGCCCAACAUGCCCAAGGACUACAUCGUGCGCCUGCUGCUCGACAGAACGCACAAGUCCAUGAUGCUCAUCAAGGCGUCAACCGUUGUCGGCGGCAUCACAUACCGACCAUACCCCUCGCAAAGAUUCGGAGAGAUUGCAUUCUGCGCGAUCACAGCAACGGAGCAGGUGCGUGGCUACGGCACGCGGCUGAUGAACCACCUCAAGGCGCAUGCCAGGGACGUGGACGGGCUGCAGUUCUUCCUCACGUACGCUGACAACAACGCUGUGGGGUACUUUGUGAAGCAGGGCUUCACUAAGGAGAUCACCAUGCCUAAAGCGCAAUGGGAGGGCUACAUCAAGGACUAUGAUGGCGGCACUCUCAUGGAGUGCGUGCUGGAGAAGGGCCUUCCCUAUACCGCACUGCCAGGCGUGCUGCUCAAGCAACGGCAGGCCAUCACGGACCGCAUUCGGCACCUAGCCCGCAGCCACGUGGUGCACCCGGGGAUGGACUUCCCGCGGGACAGCUGGGGCGUGCCACGGCGGGCCAUACGCCUCGCGGAUAUUCCAGGGCUGGGGGAGAGCGGAUGGGCGGCGGAGCAGAGCGGGGCCAACAAGAUCCGCCUGGUGCAGGUGGCGGCGGAUGGGACGAGGGACGUGAGCCGCGAGGGGCCGCCCAGCAAGGCGCAGCUGCACGCCCUGAUGAAGCAGAUGCACCGGGCAGUGUUGGAGCACCAGGACUCAUGGCCGUUCAAAGAACCGGUGGACGGCAGUGAGGUGCCCGACUACUAUGACAUUAUCAAGGACCCCAUGGAUCUGAAGACGAUGCAGCGGCGGCUGGAGGCGGAGAGCUUCUAUCAGACCAUCGACAUGUUUGUGGCGGACAUGCGGCGCAUGACGUCAAACGCGCGCACGUAUAACGCACCCGACACCAUCUACUUCAAGUGUGCUAACAGGCUGGAGAACUUUUUUCUCAACAAGCUCAAGGCAUCUGUGCGGCUGCACCACGACUGAUACGCCGCACAUUCUUGAAAAAUGCGGACACCUAUAUAAGAUGUGCCUUUGAUUAAGUUUGUUUAGUACACCUACUAGGUUACGAUAGUUUGACUUGGCACCCUUUAAACGUUUGUCUGGAACUCUCUCCAGUCAAACAUAUAUUUGUAUGUUACUAUAGGCUAGAUAGGUGCGCACUCUUAGUGAGUACAAUCCCCUAGGACGCGCUACAUUGCGUCCGAUAUCCCAAUCAUUUUCCGAUCUUGGAACAAUAGAAAGUUGGUAACCUGACAGCUAUAGUAGCCUCGGAAUAGUCAUGUAGCAGAUCGGAGUGCAGGAUCACUUUCGA
Closterium sp. NIES-67 is the source of this 1933-nucleotide messenger RNA. Lineage: Eukaryota; Viridiplantae; Streptophyta; Zygnematophyceae; Desmidiales; Closteriaceae. The record is from the annotation of a GenBank genome assembly.